UUAUUAACCAGCCUAUCUUGAUAGCAAACAUGAUGGCUACUUGUUGGACGAAAGAUAGUUCAAUAAUAAGCUAUUUAAUCAUCUUUUGUUUGGCUAUUGGCCCUCUGCUUUGCUGGGCACAAGCCACCCGGAGUACUGAAGAAGACGUUCCAUCAUCCGACGAGGAGAGCGAUUUGAAUUCAGCCAAAGGGGGUCAUAGACUCGUCGUGAGGCCGGUCGUUCGUGAAUUGCGAACGAUGCGUCGCGUUAGAUCGAUUGGUCAUGAAGAUCACGCCGAACAACUCACCGUCUCUCUUCGCGAAUUGUCUGUCGUCCUAGACCUUCAACUGAACAGAGAUCUAAUUCCAGCCAAUUUUUACGUCCGCCAUCAUGGAAUUGAAGAUGUUUGGAGGUCGGAAGGAUUUUCGGGCCAGCCUUUGCCCGUGUGUCAUUAUAGAGGAAGCGUACGUGACAUGUCUAAUUCAUGGGUGACAUUGUCUACAUGUUUUGGCCUCAGUGGGGCGGUUUUUGAUGGUGUCCAUUUAUUCUACAUCGAACCUUUGAACAAUACACUCGAUGGUGACCACUCGUGGAUUCCACACUCGCAAGAAUUGAAUUCAUCCCUUACACGAUGUGAUGAAGAUCACCAUCACUCAACAGAAUGGCAGAGGAACAAUCAAAGCAUCAAGGUGAAAAGACAAACAACGAAAUCAGAUCAAUUGGCUGUGCACAAUGUCGAGUUGGUGUUGGUUGUCGACUACGCCAUUUAUCGAAGAAAUGAUGGCGAUAUGUACAAGAUCUUGAAACGUGUGUUUGAUAUCGUCAACGUCAUCAAACAGAUUUACUCGUCUCUGCAAAUAUCGGUCAUGUUAGUGGGCGUCGUCGUCUGGUCGUCAGGUGACAAAAUCAACAUUGACAAAGAUGCAAGUCACACGUUAUCCGAGUUUAAAAAGUACCGUCACGCACACCUGGAAGCUAAAGUUCACGACAACGCCCAAUUGAUGACGGGCGUUGAUGGAAAGCAUUUCGGUGGGCCCGUCGGCAGGGCUUACGUCGGGACGUUGUGCAAUGCUCACGAUUCUUGUGGUAUCGCUGUAGAUGAUCCAAAAUCUCCAGCGGCCAUGACGGCAUCAAUCAUGGCUCACGAAAUGGGCCAUAAUUUCGGCAUGCAUCACGAUAAUAUUUCUUGUCAAUGUCCUCAAGGCGAUUGCGUCAUGGCUGCAGCCAUUGGACGGCCAACGAUGCAUUGGAGCUCUUGCAGUCGUCAGCUCAUUCAAGACUCUGCGAAGGCUGCCAGAUUUAAUUGUCUCCGCAAUCGACCAAGCAGGUGCGGGGAUAUGGUAGUCGAUCCCGAAGAAGAAUGCGAUUGCGGCCUGCCCAAUUAUUGCCGGAAUCAAUGCUGCGAUCCGCAUACUUGCAAAUUCAGCCAACGAAGUCUCAGAGUUCAAUGUGCUGACGGCGGUUGCUGUGAUCUUAUGACUUGCCAGUGGGAAUUAGCCGGAGUCGAAUGUCGUCCAGCGGAGAAUGAAUGCGAUUUACCUGAAUAUUGCAUGGGAGAUGGACCUACGUGUCCGUCUGAUUUGCACAAAUACAACGGCAUUGCAUGUCAUUUACGCAAGGUGUGUGUUGACAAAAAGUGUUCGCCGGACCUGUCGGGUAGACACAAUCGACCGGUGCUGUGCCCAGCUAAUUGCACGAAUGGUGGAUUCUGCAAUAAUUUAGGCAAAUGCCAUUGUCCCGAUGGAUUUAAUCCCCCGCUUUGUCAACGGUAUGGAAUGGGAGGCAGCGAAGACGGUGGACCUUCACUAGAUCCUAGAGUCCGCCGGCUAUUCCAACUUGAAUUGUACGUCCUUUUUUUGGCCAUCGUUCCAAUUGUCGGAUUCUUGUUGUUCGUUUUUUAUUUCUUCCUUGACGACGAGCAAAAGAGAUUCUUUUGGGUUUGCGUCCGCCAUCGUUGCGGACGUGGAGGAAAUAAAGGAUCCACCCGGCUGUUUCAUCCAGUUCCGUUGAUUCAAUCGACCAGCAUCGAAAAACCGAUCGAUGAAGUGCGUGAAAAGCGCCAUUUUAGCGACUGGGUGAAAAAUCGUGUCAGGUUGACAUUGCCCAGCAUCAGCUCCUUAUCUGCUAAUGGCCCGUCUUCCACUAUACUGUCGCCGGCCAGCGGUUGUUCGACGGCUACCAUCACCCUCAGCGCUCUCAACACUCCGGAUGCCACGCUAUCGACUCCAGACGCUUUCCUGGCUAUUCCGCCGUCGGUGGAUGAUAAAAGACAAUUGACUCCGCCGGUUCUACGCGUUAUUCGCCCAGCUCCGCCCCCGCCGCCCAAACUGACGGCGAGUGUUGACGAUAGGGGCAAGUCAGUCAAGAACAAGUUUCCUCUGCCUGUUCCAUCAAGUUCGGCCAAACCUCCGUUGCUGUGACGUGUUUAUCUUCGUGAAAGUGCGAGACGAUGUUCCACCCGCCUACGGUUGACUGUACGUAUCAUCUGAAAGUUUUGAAUCGAUUUCCUCAUUCUUUUUUUUUUUUCGUGAUCUACAACUUGUCAGCGGCAAUCGUCUGAACUAAGGUUUUCGAUUUCUUUUUCCGUGUUGAAGUGUAAAACAAUUUCACGUAUAUGAAUCAGCAUUUUGCGAGAUUAGUUUAUUGAUUUUUUUUUAAGCAAUUGAUGAGUUUACAGGCCAAUAGAUUUAAAUAAUUUCCUUCUUA
Molecule: messenger RNA, 2685 nt
Organism: Daphnia magna
Lineage: Eukaryota; Metazoa; Arthropoda; Branchiopoda; Diplostraca; Daphniidae
Product: disintegrin and metalloproteinase domain-containing protein 12
Exons: 13
Coding region: 30-2399 (789 amino acids)
Biological process (GO): membrane protein ectodomain proteolysis
Molecular function (GO): metalloendopeptidase activity
Source: RefSeq, a predicted model, not a curated record